Loa loa (African eye worm) is the source of this 1258-nucleotide messenger RNA. RefSeq lists its product as hypothetical. Gene Ontology annotation, molecular function: cytochrome-c oxidase activity; heme binding. The record is from RefSeq and is a predicted model, not a curated record. The coding region runs from base 623 to 1258 and encodes 211 amino acids. Gene Ontology annotation, cellular component: membrane. Gene Ontology annotation, biological process: electron transport coupled proton transport; aerobic respiration; respiratory electron transport chain. NCBI's taxonomy places the organism in Eukaryota, Metazoa, Nematoda, Chromadorea, Rhabditida, Onchocercidae. The transcript has 2 exons.
GAUUAUGUUUUUUAGUUAAGUUUCCUGUUUAUUUUUUGCAUGUUUGAUUGCCUAAGGUUCAUGUUGAGGCUCCUACUAGAGCUAGUAUGAUUUUAGCUGGUGUUAUAUUAAAGUUAGGAGGGGUAGGUGUUUAUCGUAUUAGUAAGUCUUUGAAUUUUUUUGGUAUUGAGUUGUUGUUUUUUUUUUCUUUGAUUAGUAUGGUUUUUUGUUCUUUUAUUUGUGUGGUUCAGAGUGAUUGUAAAUCUUUAGCUGCUUAUUCAUCUAUUUGUCAUAUGGGAUUUGUUUUGUUAUCUCAAGUUAGUAUGGUUUAUUAUGGUAAAUCUAUGGCUUUGGUUAUGAUGUUGGCUCAUGGGUAUACUUCUGUUUUGAUGUUUUAUUUUAUUGGGGAAUUUUAUCAUAUUGCUAGUAGUCGUUUAGUUUAUUAUUUGCGUGGGUAUUUUAAUGUUAGUAUGUUGUUUUGUUUUGGAUUUUGUUUAACUAUGAUUUCUAAUUUUGGUUUUCCUGGCUCUAUUUCUUUUUUUUCUGAAUAUUUGAUGUUAAAUUUAGUUAGUUCUGUUUUUUUUGUUAGUGUUUUUUUUUAUUUGUUUAUUAUUUAGUUUCUUUUUAUUAUUCAAUUUACAUUAUGGUUUGUUUUUUAGUUGGUAGUAAGGUUAGAUAUGUUGUUGAUAGUCGUGUUGUUAUUUGUUUGCCUUUGGUUUUAAUGGCUUAUAAUUUUUUUGAUUUGUUUUUGUUAUUUAACAUGAAUGUUUUUUGUGGAAUGACUUUUGGUAAUGUUUUAAAGCAGAGUAUUAUUAAUACUGUGAAUCAUAAGACUAUUGGUACUUAUUAUAUUGUUCUUGGUUAUUGGGCUGGUUUAGGUGGAUCUGUUCUGUCUAUGAUUAUUCGUUUUGAAUUGUCUAGUCCUGGUGGUUAUUUAUUUUUUGGUAGUGGUCAGGUUUAUAAUUCUGUGUUGACUAUGCAUGGUGUUUUAAUGAUUUUUUUUGUUGUUAUGCCUAUUUUAAUUGGUGGUUUUGGCAAUUGGAUGUUGCCUAUUAUGUUGGGUUCUCCUGAAAUGGCUUUUCCUCGUUUGAAUGCUUUGUCUUUUUGGUUUACUUUUGUAGCUUUGUUAAUAGUUUAUCAAUCUUUUUUUAUUGGUGGAGGACCUGGUUUGCAUACUGUUGGUAUUGGGUCUUUAUUAGGUUCUAUUAAUUUUAUAGUUACUGUUCAGAAUAUGCGUUCUAUUGCUGUUACAUUGGAUCAGAUUAGUAUAUUUGUUUGA